This is a messenger RNA of Doryrhamphus excisus (bluestripe pipefish), 1855 nucleotides long. RefSeq lists its product as uncharacterized. Lineage: Eukaryota; Metazoa; Chordata; Actinopteri; Syngnathiformes; Syngnathidae. The record is from RefSeq and is a predicted model, not a curated record.
GUUUCGAUUUAAGGAUCUGAGCGGACACAAUGAAUGAGGAUCUAGCCGUGCGUCUGAACAGGAGAGAGUACACAAACUGGCUGAAAGCAGGCCAGUGUUUGUACAUUCUAAAGGACGCCAUCCUUCCUUUCAUCGAUGAGCAAAUGCGAGCUUUUCACGGAGGUUUGCUCCGUGAAAAGCCUCGUCUUCGGGAACACUGUCAGAACUCAUGUCAUCCCAGGAAUAUUGAGCUUUCCCAGGCGUGCCGCCUGUGUUUAGAGUGGAAGUCUGAGAUCCUGAAGCAUCACAUACAACGUCAUCCCACUCUCUACUGGGGCAACUGUACACCAUCUUCAUGGAGGACAGACCACUGGGAGGUGGCUAAGGCCUACAUGCCACGAGGUCAGGUGCAUGUGACAGCGGAGACGUGUGAUCCUUCUGCUCUGCUCAACCUCAUCAACUACUGUGACUGGUUUGCAUCUGUCAAUGUGAAAACAACGUAUGUAAGAGAACUGAUCAAAUGCAGGAAUGAGUUGAUGCAUUCCGGCAACCUGGGUGUGACGGAUCAGUGGAUGAAAAACUUCAAAGUUGCCAUGAAGCGUUUCCUGCAACUGUUCAGACACGUACCCUGCAUGGCACCAGCUGAAGAAAAAAUAAAUCAGAUGUUGGCUGUUGACUUGUCAAUAUUUGCGACCGGCUUGCACGCUGUGGAUUCUACUGACAUGCAUGCAUUGGAUUCUGAUUCUGUGAGCAAACCCGAUAUCAGCCUUGACCUCAUCAGCCAAUGGGAGGCUGACUUGCUGCAGGAGAGGCUGCGGGAGUUGCGGCACACCGCUGAAGAACCAACAACGGACAAGGAGCAGCUGAAGAUGCUGGAUGGCUUCCUGCAGGAAAAUAAAGAUCUGAGCGAGAGGUUUUGUGCAGAGCUGCAGGCCAUCGGCUCGCUGGCGGCCUGCAACUGGAAGAGUUGAAAAGUUGAAUGACGAGCGGCCGAGAUAUUUUCACCAAAGUUGAGGAAGUAUCUCAGUUGAUUCUCAAUAAUUUCUACUUUUGGGUUUUCUAUGAAGGAAUUGUUUUUUACGCCUCAGGCAAAUCUGAUGUUCAUCUCAGCGAUGUUUUGAAUAUUAUUACUUAAAUUGUGCUUGUGCUCUGAUCAAUGCUAAUACGGUAUUUUAAUCAUGAAAUGUGUACAAUUGUUAUGCAAGGAUGGGUUUUAUAACACAGCUAUACGUCCAAACUGUUAGGGUUAGGGUUACUUUAUGUUAGCAUUUUUUCAUUUUGAUACUAUAGAUCUUGACAUCUUGACUUACAUACAAUCAUCCUUGGGCUUAUUAGGGCUCAAGCACUGACAGUGCGAAAGCCCUAUUGUAAUCGUAAUGUUUCUUCUUCUUAUUAUUAUUAUUCUUCCGACGAAAUAUUGCCAUUUUGAGGGCCCGAAAACUCACCAAAUUUGGCAAGCGCAUCAGGUCUGGUGAAUAAUUUGAUAUUUUAGGGGUUUCAAAUAUAAUGUUCCAAAAUUGGCUAGCGCCACCUUGAAAUUAAAAAAAAAUUAGCCCCUGCUAAUUGGCAUUUUAUGCCAUUUUGGGGUGCUUCCGGGGCCCCUGUUGAGUGUGUGUGAGGUUUCCACUGUGUUUUUGACCAGAAAAGUGCAUUAGAAGCAAGUUGAAAAAAAUUGAAAAAAAACGAUACCCCCCCCCCCCCCCCCCCCUUCCCUUACGUUUUUUGUCAAAAAUCGCAAAAUUCAAACUCUGGCAUUUUAUGCCAUUUUUGGGUGCUUCUGGGGCCCCUGUUGAGUGUGUGUGAGGUUUCCACUGUGUUUUUGACCAGAAAAGUGCGUUAGAAGCAAGUCGAAAAAAAAUGAAAAUAACGAUGCAAA